Molecule: messenger RNA, 1489 nt
Organism: Aspergillus vadensis CBS 113365
Lineage: Eukaryota; Fungi; Ascomycota; Eurotiomycetes; Eurotiales; Aspergillaceae
Product: M20 family metallopeptidase
Exons: 1
Coding region: 49-1329 (426 amino acids)
Molecular function (GO): hydrolase activity
Source: RefSeq, a predicted model, not a curated record
CAACCCACCAGUAGCUAAUCAACUAAACAACUACCAUCCACACCCAACAUGACUCACUCCACCACCACCAUAUCAUCCCUCCUCUCCUCCCACCCCCUAGACCUCACCCCCUACGAAACCCUCUACAAACACUUCCACGCGCACCCCGAACUCUCUAGACAAGAGAAACAGACCUCAGAAAAACUCGCCGCGCAUCUCACCCAACUCGGUGUCUUCGACAUCCACACCCACAUCGGCGGGUACGGUCUCGCCGGCGUCUUCCGCAAUGUCACGGACGAAUCCAAAAACAACCAAACCGUCCUGCUCCGCGCAGACAUGGACGCCCUCCCCGUCAAGGAACUAACCAACCUGCCCUACGCCAGCACCAUCACCAUGCGCGACACAGACGGCAACGACCGACCCGUCAUGCACGCCUGCGGACACGACAUGCACAUCACCUGUCUCCUCGCGGCAGCCGAAACCCUCGUCAAACUGCGGCAUGCAUGGAGCGGGACGCUCAUCGUGCUAUUCCAGCCGGACGAAGAGCGCGGGGGCGGCGCACAAGCCAUGGUCGACGACGGGCUUUACUCGCGCAUCCCCGUGCCGGACGUAGUUCUUGGCCAACAUGUCAUGCGCAUGCGGGCGGGGAGUGUCGCGUCCCGCGAGGGGGCGAUUAUGGCGGCGGCGGAUAGUAUGAAGAUUACGGUGUUUGGGAGGGGUGGACAUGGGUCGCAGCCGCAUCAGACGGUGGAUCCGGUGUUGCUUGCGGCGCAUAUUGUGGUGAGGUUGCAGAGUAUCGUGAGUCGGGAGAUUAAUCCGGCGGAUUUGGCGGUGUUGACGGUGGGGAGUUUGCAGGCGGGUCAGACGGAGAAUAUUAUUGCGGAUCGGGCGGAGAUUGGGGUGGAUUUUAGGUCUGUGAGGUUGGAGGUUAGGGAGCAGAUUAUUGAGGGCAUUAAGAGGAUUGUGCAGGCCGAGUGUCUGGCUAGUGGUUCGCCGGUGUCGCCGGUGUUUACCCCGACGAGGAGGUUUCCGCCUACGGUUAAUGAUGGGGAUGUGGCUAGGAGGGUUGCGGAGACGUUUGCGGGGCAUUUUAAGGAUUUUGAUCCUGAUGUGGCCAGGACUAAUAUCGCCGAGGACUUUAGUACCCUUGCUACUUGUCGGGGUAUUCCGAGCUGUUUUUGGUUGCUUGGGGGUGUGGAUCAGGAGGUUUGGGAUAGGGCUGAGAGGGAGGGCAAGGUUGAGGAAAUUCCGGGGAAUCAUUCGGCCCUGUUUGCGCCGGUGGUGCAGCCGACGUUGAGGACGGGUGUGGAUGCGUUGUGUUUGGCUGCGUUGACGUUUUUGAGGAAGUGAUCUGCUGCAUUGGUGUAGAUGGGGUGGUUACCACGGUUAUAGAGGAUAGAUGAAACUAUCGACUUAGUAGGCGGAUAGAGUCUAAUUGCUCUGUAGAAAGGGAGGGGAUCUCUUCCUGGAGAGGAUAGUAGACAAAAUGAGUCAUUCAAGCAGAAGCAAG